Messenger RNA from Schistocerca gregaria, 1202 nucleotides. Its product is annotated as carcinine transporter-like. The coding region runs from base 1 to 972 and encodes 323 amino acids. Lineage: Eukaryota; Metazoa; Arthropoda; Insecta; Orthoptera; Acrididae. Gene Ontology annotation, cellular component: membrane. Gene Ontology annotation, biological process: transmembrane transport. The transcript has 5 exons. Gene Ontology annotation, molecular function: transmembrane transporter activity. The record is from RefSeq and is a predicted model, not a curated record.
AUGCUUGAUUCCGACAUUGUUUCCCAAUUGUAUGUAGUCGUUAAUGGGAAGCUGGUGACGCAAGAACGUCUCUACAAUAUCCACAUGGCAGAAUCUCCCAAUUGUGUGGGUUGUAACACAGUAGACUCUGACGAGUACCGCCUCAGCUGUCGGAACCGGUGGUUCCCCGAGUCUCCACGCUGGCUGGCGUGCAGGGGUCGCGAGCAGGAGGCGCUGGCCGUUGUGCGUCGCAUAGCAGCCACCAACGGCUCCACGGUGCCCCCGUUCGCCCUGCAGGUGAUCCAGACCGUGGGCAAGAGCAAGACAGACAGGAGGGGCUUCCUGUGCACCUUCUCCAGCUGGAACGUCAUCAGGAACACAGUAAUCCUCAUCGUUGCCAGGUCGGUGUACCUGCUGACUAUGUUCUCACCAGUGAUAGCGGUGAGCCAACUGAGCGCGAACCCUUUCCUGGGGAUAGUGGCUCAAGGGGCGGCCGUUUUCGCUGCCUUCUACGUGGUGAACUACUUUGGAGCGAGGUUCGGUCGCCGUUGGCCCAGUGCAGCCAGUGCACUCUUGGCCGCACUGGCCUGUGUCCUCAUCUUCUGCCUGUUCACUGCACACGUCGAGGGCGCACCCGUCGUGGUGGGGACCUUGCUGAUGCAGUUCAGCACCACUGCCAACAUGAGCAUGACCAACCUGCAGAGCAUCGAGCUGCACCCCACGUGCCUUCGCCAGAUCGCAACCAGUGUCGAAUGGGCUGUCGCCGGGGUUGUCAUGUCUGCUCUGCCCUACUUGGCGUUGAUGGAUGACAAGCGACUUCCCUUCGCCAUCCUCGAAGCUCUCAACUUUGUGGUAGCGUUUUCCGUGUCGUUCCUGCCGGAAUCUGCGCUGCAGCGAUUACCGGAGACGUUACGGGACGGUGCCGUCUUUGGCAGAGGACAGCGCUACUGGAGCUGGAAACCCAAACCAACACCAGAGUACGCCAAGGGAUAAAAGAGUUCCAGAAGUUCCUUUUAGUUUAGAAGGAUUAUUAAGGUGACGGUUGCAAUCUUCGACUUUUGUUUUCUGACGGUGCACAGGAAUUGCUCGGUCUGCUAUGGGUGAUUAACAGUGUACUUUCUGCUGUAUUUCUGAUUUGUGAACACUAGCACGAAAACUAAGGCUGACCUGGAGCAGAUUAUAAAUUUCUCACUGGUGCAACUCGUGACUCCUCAGUUUUUUCA